Molecule: messenger RNA, 726 nt
Organism: Fusarium graminearum PH-1
Lineage: Eukaryota; Fungi; Ascomycota; Sordariomycetes; Hypocreales; Nectriaceae
Exons: 1
Coding region: 1-726 (241 amino acids)
Cellular component (GO): chromosome, centromeric region
Molecular function (GO): chromatin binding; DNA binding
Source: RefSeq, a predicted model, not a curated record
AUGAUAUGGACUUGGAAGCAUGAGAGUUAUGAUAGCAAGCUUGAACCACAAACUGAACCCAUGACCCCGCCUGCCGAGCACGGGCACCCCGUUGAUGCCAAUGGUCGACUCAUAACACCGCCGCCGUGGGCUUUUAAUAAUAAUCAUUGUAAGAAUGAACACGGCUAUUCUGAUGAUUCUUCCGACUCGGGAUCAGACCAGAACGAGGACUCAGACGAGGAUCAGAACGAGGAGGAGGAGGAAGAAGAAGAAGACGACGACGACGACGACGAAGACGACAACGAAGAAAACGUAUGGCCUGAGUAUGGCGAAAGAAGGGGUGGCAUAACAUGCCCUGCCGAGUAUCUCGGUUGCCUCCAAAUCUUCCACAAGGCCUCAGGAAUGCUUCACCAUGUUGAAACCACCCACCAGCACGACUUACUAUGGAAGUCCCCAGACGAGAUGUUCAACAGCACCGGCCAAUGCGAACGAGGCCGCAGGCUCUACAGCCACGAGACAAAGCACUAUUACUGCCCAAAUUGCUCAGACACGGACCAAGGCAUGUUUGAGUCACUAAGUCUUCUGGUCAAGCAUGCUGAGAGCAAUAUAUGUGACUUGAAGGUCCGCAGCGGUCCUGUCGGUGAAUUGUACGAUGCUGUUGAUGUGUAUGCUGAUAACAAAUACCAAGCGUGGGAUGGUGUGCAAAAUGUUGCCUAUUCGUUAACUAAGCGGGGAACUGUUAGAUAG